CUCGGGCAUUAUCGCACAUUUCUCCGCGACGUUUCCGACCGCAAUAUCAUCGCGUCGGCCAAUCGUGGGAUCCUACUCUCGGCCAUAUCGAAUUGCGCAUUCUCGAGUCUCAUGUCGCAUCUCGCGCGGCGUCCGUGAUCGUCCAUCCAUCCGUCCGUCCGUUUGUCCGGUCGUUCGUUCGCUCGGCCCAGUUCGGUACUGUCUGCGCCGCGAGUAAGUUCGCCGAUUGCGAUCUCAUGUUGGGGGGAAAAAAAGGAGAUUGAUAUCUCGUGCGAUCUCGAGAGGAGAUCCCGAUACGUCAUCGGAACGCACGGAAAAGGCUCGAGAGACGCCUGCUACCACCCAGGCCUCGUCGUGCGACAUAGUUAUUUGCGAGCUGUUGUGUUGGUGAAAUGUUGUCCCGCUGACUUUGUCCGAUGCAUGGUGAGAAUUCGUAAGCAAGCGUCAUUUGCCAUACCGUCAUCGUUGUCGUGCGCGCUAAGCGUGCGUUAAAAGCUUAGAAUCGUGUUCGCGUCGCCCGUCCUCCCGACGCGGAGCCUCUCUCAGCAGUCGGCUAUUCUUGAGAGGAACUCGCGUACAUACAUAGUUCUCUGUCUCCUAUACAAGAGCCACGCGCUAAGUUGGUGCGAAGAGCGUACGGAGCGCCAGUUGCCGAAAGCUGCUCAGCGGACAGCGGACCGUUGUCAUACGAGUGAGAUGAUCAACAUGGAAACGGACAAAAUUAUCGACGACACGAACACGAGUCAGCAGUAUCCGAUGACAAUAUUGUACGAUCCGAGUUGCAAAAAGGAACCAUCUACAGGAGUAACCACGCAAUAUGGACAGGAAAGAGAAAUUUGUAUGAAGCUAUUUGAAAGAUGGAGUGAGCCGGAACAAGUGCACUUUGUCGAACAGCUGUUAGCGCGAAUGUGCCACUAUCAACAUGGACACAUCAAUGCGUAUCUCAAACCAAUGCUGCAGAGAGACUUUAUCUCACUUUUGCCAAAAAAAGGAUUGGACCACGUUGCAGAAAGUAUUCUUUCAUACUUAGACGCUAAAUCGCUUGUUUCUGCAGAGCUGGUAUGUAAGGAAUGGCAUAGAGUAAUUAGCGAAGGAAUGCUUUGGAAAAAGUUGAUUGAACGCAAGGUUCGAACAGAUUCAGUCUGGAGAGGAUUGGCUGAAAGAAGAGGAUGGAUACAAUACCUCUUUAAACCGAAACCGGGCGAGGCAUUUCCGAAUCACAAUUUCUAUAGAUCUCUUUAUCCAAAAAUUGUCAAAGAUAUCGAGAGUAUAGAAAACAAUUGGAGAAUGGGCCGAUUCAAUCUUCAGAGAAUUAAUUGCCGUAGCGAGAAUUCGAAAGGUGUUUAUUGUCUACAAUACGACGAUCAGAAGAUAGUCUCCGGACUCCGUGACAACACGAUUAAAAUCUGGGAUAGAAAUACUCUGCAAUGCAUUAAGGUGUUAACAGGGCAUACAGGUUCUGUGCUGUGCUUGCAAUACGAUGAUAAGGCUAUAAUAUCUGGUUCUUCGGAUAGUACCGUGAGAGUUUGGGAUGCUAAUACAGGCGAGAUGGUUAAUACGCUCAUUCAUCAUUGUGAGGCGGUGUUGCAUCUUAGAUUUAACAACGGCAUGAUGGUUACAUGCUCCAAGGAUCGUUCAAUAGCUGUUUGGGAUAUGACAUCGCAAACGGAGAUUGCAUUGAGAAGAGUUCUAGUGGGACACAGGGCAGCAGUGAAUGUGGUCGAUUUUGACGAGAAAUACAUAGUUUCCGCUAGUGGUGAUAGAACUAUCAAAGUAUGGAAUACAUCUAAUUGCGAGUUCGUGCGAACGUUGAACGGACAUAAGCGCGGUAUAGCGUGUUUGCAAUAUAGGGAUCGCUUAGUAGUUAGUGGCAGUAGUGAUAAUACCAUACGACUGUGGGAUAUCGAGUGUGGGGCAUGUCUACGUGUUCUAGAAGGACACGAGGAACUAGUGAGAUGUAUUCGAUUUGAUAGUAAACACAUUGUCAGUGGUGCUUAUGAUGGUAAAAUUAAAGUUUGGGAUUUGGUAGCAGCUUUAGAUCCUCGUGCCGUUGCUAGUACACUAUGCUUACGUACCUUGGUGGAGCAUACUGGACGCGUAUUUCGUCUUCAGUUUGACGAGUUCCAAAUUGUUUCAUCCUCUCAUGAUGAUACAAUACUCAUUUGGGACUUUCUCAAUUAUAAUCCAUCAAGUGGAAGUGUAUGCAGUGGACGCUUACCGAUGGAUGGAGCGCCAAAUCAAGCUGAUACUAGAUCUCCUUCCCCAUUUGAGUGACGCAUCAAUACGGAGAUUCCUUUAUUGUGAUACAAUUACAAGUGGUUAGUGAGUGAAUCCAAUGUGUUCACAAUAAUGUAUGCAAAGAACGAAAUAUCCGAUAAUGAGUGUCCAGUGUGAACGACAAUUAAAGAAUCACAUUGACAUCUGAAGGAAAAACUUGGUUGGUCAAUGACUUUGAUUUAUACUUUGCUGGGGCAACAAAAGAAAUUUCCCAAGGAAUAGGGAAGUAAAACCGACUGAGUGCUGCGUGGAACUAUAAAUUAUAAUUUAUAAUAUAUGUGCUUGAUGCACUAUGUUCAGGAACGAACAAUAUGUUUAAAAAAGCCACAUAAAUGCAUCCCAUGGAUGUAAACGAUUGUCGUCGUUUGCUUUGGCCAUAUCUGGAAUUCUUCUACGCUCUAUGACAUGAUAGAAAUCGAGACCAUUUUCCUAAGGUAAAGUAAAAACAAAAAAAAGAAAAAAAAAGACUUAUAAUACAUAAUAAAAUGAAGCGUUUUUAAGGAGGCUGGAUACUAUAUUUAAUAAAACGUUAGAUGUAUUAUUGUAAAUUAAUAAUUUUUUUAUAUAAUUAAUUUAUGAAGUAAGAAAAUAUUGUAAAAUGUUUGAUUGGGGUACUUACUUUGUGUGAAUGUGUAAAAGGAAAUUGUUAAACGGGAAGAUUAUUGCACCGUCUUUAGCGAAUAGCUGAUAGCAAAGUGCUAUAUAUACCCACGUUUAGAAUUUCAAACAAUCAUUAAUUGUGAAUACAUAAUAAUUUUUAAUAGAUGUUUUCAAUCUUUGUGAAGCUUAUGUUAUUUAAAAAACGAGUGAAGAGCCAACAACCUCUGCACAGUUUGGUACAAUUUCAUUUGCAUUUAAAAUAUAAAAAUCAUUACAUCAGGAUGUAAAUAUCAUUAUUAUUAUUAUUAUUCUUAUAUAAAGACAAAUAUGUAAUAUGUGGUUCUAAAAUAGUCAUUAAAAAAGAAAGAAAAGUCUAUUAUCAUAUCUUAACUAUUGAUCUCGUUUUAGAUCAUUUCAUUCACAUUUUUGUAUAAUAUAGGUUUCUCAUUUUUAUAUAUCUCUAAACUGUUAAUUUAUUAGGAAGUAUAUUAUAUUAUAGUAUAUUAUAUUCCUAACAAGUUAACAUUUAAUAAUGUUAAAUUUUAAUGAUUUGGUAUUUCACUAGAAUUUCAAGAAAUACUCUUUAAAUUUAACAAAUAUCUUAAACGCAAAUAUAUAAAUGAAAUGUAUUGCUAUCUCGAUAUUUAUAAUUAUGUACAUAGCUGAGUAUAUAAAGUUCAUACGUAGUUGAAUAGCAUUGCUAUGAAACGCUCCAGUAAUUGUGAUAUUAAGGAAUAAUUUGUACUUUGCAAAUAUAAUACUAAAAUACAUAUAUAAUAUUAUAAAAUUAUACAUAAUAAUAUAAUAAUGCAAUAUUAUAAAAUUAUAUGUAAUAUCGUAAUAUUGUACAACAAUAUUAUUAGUAUUUGCGAAAUGGUUACAAAUCCAUGAUAUCACACGAGCUUUGAGCGUUAUCAGAUAUUUGAUAUCAAAUAAUGCUACAAUGUUAGUAACUACGUGAAAGUGUGUGAGAUAUUGGGAAGAAAGUGAAAUACCGAAUUACGUUUUAAAUGUGUGUUUUGUUAAUAAUGGUCAGUAAAAAUGCGAUCUAAUAUAAUCAUUUAUGAACAUUUAUCAAUCAAUAGUGGGUUAUACGAAACCGAAUUGUCACGGUAAAUAAUAAUACAUAUUCCAAGAUGUAAUAUUAUAACCAUUCAAAUAUUUCUGAAGCCCUAAAUAAGAUAUUCAUUAUAGAAGAAAAUAUACAUUUUUAUUUCAAUCGCAUAUAUGUAACAUUAAUUUCAGAUUUUGAUACGAGUGUGUGCUAUGUAUACAGAAUACAAUUUUACAAAUUAUAUUAAUACACAUGGAAAAAAUAGUAAGGCAGUAUUAAAUUAACAUUUAAAAUACGAGUGAAAUUUCUUUACUCUUAUAAUGUACAGUUAAAAAGAAAAAGAAAUAUGUAGAUAUUGCGGAUAUUUGUACACAAUUCGUUCAGGUUACAAAUGUUUCUGCGUUAAAUAAAGUGAAAAUGAGAUAAAAAUGGAAAAUUAACGAGUUGCGCGCGAACUGGGUACAAAGAUUGUGAUUUUUGAAAAAUUAAUACAAUUUGAUGGAAAUUUUGUAUAAUUUUGAGGUAUGUAUAUAUUUAUAUAUAUUAUAAAUAUGGGGUGUACUGUCUCGGUAUGCAAAAAAGCAUAAAGCAUACUUUGGUAGAGUAUUAUAUGGCAUACACAUAGUCUUUGAAUUUGUGACUUAUUUCAGCAAGUAGGCGAAAUAAUAGUGAUCGUAGCUAGGCAUUAAAACGUACUCUUGCAUUACAAACAUUAAUGUUCUCCAUCGUCCUUUCACUAUCUACAGAUACGCGUAUGUAGGUAUUAUUAAAAGACAUAUUUGUGUGCGCGUGUGUAUGUGUGUUCUGUGUCUUCCUUAUUGGGAUAUGGAAAGAUUUUCUUUUUUUUCCUUUUUCUUUUUUUGCUUAAACUAAAAUCUGAGAUUUUAGUUGGGAACUUCUAUCGCAUCUUGUAUAAAUAUGCCGAAAACAUCGCAUCGAAUUAUUCUUCGAUUGAAUGGAAAACAUAAGUAAUAUGGAACAAAACUAAUAUUUGGAGAUAUCAUGUAAUAUUUAAGAAAUUACGUGAAUUUAUAUCUCAUUAAAAACAUGCCACUCACUGCGAUUUGAUCGUAGGAUGUGCAUGUUUGAGAAACUAUUGAAAAUACCAGUGAAAUAUCCUUAAGAAGAUAUUGUGAUGCUUUAUUGUUAAUAUCGAUAUGAAUCUUCGUGUAUGAGAAUAACUGAAUAGAGAGGAUACAAAGGCUGUGCAAAAGCUAUAUUCGAAAUAUAACACCUACACAAGAA
Messenger RNA from Formica exsecta, 5176 nucleotides. It is a transcript of the gene slmb, whose product is annotated as beta-TrCP. The transcript is spliced from 9 exons. The record is from RefSeq and is a predicted model, not a curated record. Gene Ontology annotation, molecular function: protein dimerization activity. The coding region runs from base 697 to 2274 and encodes 525 amino acids. Lineage: Eukaryota; Metazoa; Arthropoda; Insecta; Hymenoptera; Formicidae.